UUCAUAAGAUCGACAUCGUUCGACAGAUCAACAUCUAAGAAACCUCUACACUCUUUAGAGCUAAAAAAAGAUUCAGUCUUUCGGAAUACAAAAAAAACGAUUUCUUUUCUUAUUUUUACAAAAUAAAUAAAUUAAUUUAUUUCAAAAACUAUCUAAAACUGCAAAAAAAAGAUAGAAAAUUUAUCAAAAAACUCAGUGAUCGUGAUUAAAGAACAAUUUUCUAACAAAUCCAAUCCAACACUCAAAGUGACAGUGAAUUAUUUUGGUUUAGUGCAUUUUUUUGAACCAAGAGACAAUUUUAUCAUAAAAAAAAGAUAAAACUCAAAAACAGUUUUAAUAAUUUUUGAAAAAUAAGAAGAUUUUUAAAAAAUUACCAAAAUGGCUUUCAAUCUUGACCCAACUGGCCAAUACUAAAGGCUUUUAAUAUCAAUAACAAACAAUCAGCUGUUUUUUUUGUGAACCAUAGACAAGCAGAAAUAUUUUGAGGUCUAACCAAAACACAGAGAGGAGAACCAUCAGUAAGAUUCCAGCUAAAUAACUCAUUCGUAGAGUUUUCUAUUUUUUUGUAAAGUCUUUUAAUAUCUUUUUGUAAAAACUAAUAAAAAUGGCUUUCUCAUUGGACCCCACUGGUCAAUACUAAAAUAUUGUCAAAAUUGCAUUUUAAAUUUAUAAAAAACUAUUUUAUUUGAAUUUUUAUUUGUUAUUUAAAAAAAAAAAUUAUUAAAAAUGGCUAAAGUUUUGGAUCCCACUGGAACCUAUUAACUCAAAUUUUUUGUUAAAACAUUUUAAUUCAGCCAAUAAAAAUUUUUAAAAAUUAAUAAUUAAUUUUUUCUGUAAGAAAAAAAUCUCUAAAAAAAUUUACAAAAUGAAUAUCCUCGACCCAACCGGCACAUAUCGUCGUCCUAACAACACCAGGACAACAAAUAACACAAAACGAACAAAUACAAAUUCACAUCUUGAUCCAACAGGACAAUAUUGAAUUUUUGUUU
This is a messenger RNA of Episyrphus balteatus (marmalade hoverfly), 989 nucleotides long. Its product is annotated as peptide tarsal-less AA. Lineage: Eukaryota; Metazoa; Arthropoda; Insecta; Diptera; Syrphidae. The coding region runs from base 866 to 979 and encodes 37 amino acids. The record is from RefSeq and is a predicted model, not a curated record. The transcript has a single exon.